Molecule: messenger RNA, 7755 nt
Organism: Brassica napus (rape)
Lineage: Eukaryota; Viridiplantae; Streptophyta; Magnoliopsida; Brassicales; Brassicaceae
Product: agamous-like MADS-box protein AGL61
Exons: 1
Coding region: 964-1611 (215 amino acids)
Biological process (GO): positive regulation of transcription by RNA polymerase II
Molecular function (GO): protein dimerization activity; RNA polymerase II cis-regulatory region sequence-specific DNA binding; DNA-binding transcription factor activity, RNA polymerase II-specific
Source: RefSeq, a predicted model, not a curated record
AUAUCUUAAGGUAUUUUGGUGAUGAUUGUUUUCCACCAAAUUAUCCAACAAAAACACUUAUGGGCUGUCGAAGGACAAAAACACACAAUAAAAGUUAUUGUAUAUGACUCAUAUCAAAAUAAACGCAAGUGUACUUUAUCCGAGAAUGUUUUCUGCUUCAGAAAAAAUUUCUACUAAAAAGUUGAAAGUGUUAUGGAAGCAUCAAUUCAUGUUUUGGAAGAGCUAAUUCUGAAAUUAGGUGUAGUAUAGCUAAUUUAAAGUGUAAUACUAUUUGCGGUAUUUUCUUAAUUAAAUUAAAAAUACUAAUCAAGAAAAGAAAGAAUAUAUCAUUGUUUUGACCUAUUUUUCGUUAUUGUUUUAUUUUUGCAUCAAAUUGGUGAAUCCUUAUAUAAAAUUUAUAUUAGACAUGAUUAUUUAACAAUUAGUGAUAUAAAAUUUAUGCAUUUAUACACAAGCCAAUAAUACAAGGAAAAAGAAAAAGAAUCAUUGCAUUGUCAAUUUAGAUUUGAUAACAUACACAAAUCUUCGCAGUUUUACUGUCUAUCUACAAAAUUAGAAAAUAAACUGAGUAAUUUACAAGCUUUCUGUUACAGAAUAUAAAUCAUUAUAUCAUUUUGGGUAUAAAUAUACAAGAACUAACUUUUAACAUUUUGUUAUUAGAAAAUCAUGCAUUUAUAUACUAGACAAUAAUGCAAAGAGAAGAAAAAAAAUAAUUGCCAUACUAAACUACGAUUUUAUAACAUACACAAAUCUUUAGAAUGUUAUUAUCUAUCUACAAAAUUAAAGACAAACUGAGUAAUUACAAGUUUGAUGUUACAAAAAUAAAAAUAAAUUGCCAACUAUGAAAGUUGAUCUCGUAAUUAUGCCCCACACACACACUCAAACAUGUAUAUAAACAAAUAGCUUCUCCACCAAAUUGUCCAACAACUCAAAGCAACUAAAGCUACACCUUUAAAAAAAACUAUGAUGUCGAAGAAGAAAGAAAGCAUGGGACGACAGAGAAUUCCGAUGGUUAAGAUAAAGAAAGAGACCCAUCGGCAAGUCACAUUCUCAAAACGUAGAGCCGGUCUGUUCAAGAAAGCUAGCGAGCUUUGCACAUUGUGUGGCGCAGAGAUUGGGAUCAUCGUGUAUUCUCCAGCCAAAAAGCCUUUCUCUUUCGGCCAUCCCAGCGUCGAAUCCGUAUUGGACCGUUACUUGUCCCGAAACGAUUUGUCCUUAGCGCAAACGAAGAAACCGCAGGGAAACACUGCAGGGAACUGCGAGCUGAAUAUGCUGUUGACGCAGACCGUGAGUGAGGUAGAGGAAGAGAAGAAGAAGGGUCAAGCGAUGGCAGAAACGAGAAAAGGGAAUGCGGCGAGGCGGUUGGUGACAAGUUGGUGGGAAGGACCAGUGGACGAGAUGAAUAUGGUUCAGUUACAGGUAAUGAAAUGUGCGUUAGAAGAGUUGAGGAAGAUUGUUGUGUCGGAGACAAAUACGGUGCCGUUUAAGGAGGUGAAAGAGGAUGUGUUCGGUUUCUUGGAUGCUAAUAAAGUGACGGCUCCUUCUUACAUGAACACGUCUUCUGGUCUUUCUAAUGCUUAUCAUUUUGGCUAUGGAAAUGGUUGUUUCUGAUUCACAAAUGUUAUAAAGCUAGUGUCUAGCUAGCUGUUUACUUUUUUCCUCAGAUUGUUUUUUUUUGUUUUCGGCAACGUAGGGAAAAUAUUAAUGCUAUCCGGUUCAGGUACUUUUAUGGUAGAAUAUAUGCUAUAACAGAUAUAUAGCUUAAAAUCAAGAUCCUUCUCUUGCAUCAGCAAUCAGCACAGUUCCAAUCCCAAUCUCAGGGGCAUCACAUUCUAUCUCAAAUGUUUUGAGAAAGUUGGGCAAUACCAAUAUUGGCGCAUUGGUCAAUCUUUCUUUGAGUGUUUGGAAUGCCUCUUCUUGCUCCAAACCCCAAGUGAACCCCACACUUUUUUUUGAUAAUUUCAGUGAGUGGGAGAAGCUACGGAGCUGAAAUCUUUCACAAAUCGUCGUUUAUGGGGUUUCUCCUUCCUGAGUUUAGUUCUAGUUUUUGAUUUGAAGCUUGGAGCGGAGUAGGGCUGUGUGUUUAUUGGUCUUUGAUGAUGAUUUGUUGGGUAGCUUUAGGUCUUCUAAGAAUCGUUUGUGGCUAGUUCAUAUACGUCGGCCUUAGUACCAUGGUUGCAUAUAGGGGCAGACCCAGAAAAUAAUUCAAUAUGGAGCACAUAUUAUAUAUAUAUUUAAAAUAAUUCAGGAUGUUAAAUUUAUUUAUUUUUAUAUAAUAUAUAGCCACUAAAAUUCUUAAUCUUAUUUAAAAAAUAUGGGUCAACUAAAAUAUAUGAAUGAUUUUCAUAAUGAUAAAUAUUUAGUUUUAGUAAUAUUAUAAAAUGACAUAUGUUAUUUUAUAUAACUAUUAAAAUAAAUAAAAAUAAACUUAAUAAAAAUAAAUUUUUGAAACUAAAUAAAUUAUGUUUUUAUUUUAGAAAAAGUAGGAAGAAAAUCAAAACAAAUUAUAUAAAAAAGCAACUUUAGGUAGCAAAAAGAUAAGAGGGAAAAGUGUCCUAUGAAAAAAAUGAGUAAAAUAUAAUAGGGUUUAGAAAAUUUAAAAGAACCAAAACACAUAUCUUGGGGAGUCGAUCUAGAGUUGAGUGUGGCACAAUGUAGUCUUGGUAGCCAGAAGAGCUAAACAGUACAUAAGAAUACGUAUAUCAAAAGAGAUUUAUAGUAUUGAGCAUGUGGCACGUGCCACACCUGCUCAAGCCAUGGGUCUGCCCCUGGUUGCAUACGUCUCUGUGUGUUGUUGUAGACAGUGCCGGUUCUGAGAUAUUUCGGGUCUAAUACGAAAUUAAAAAUAUAGGCCCUAAAUAGUUAAUUAAAAAUUACAAUAUCCGUAAGACAUAAAAGUAUCAAUUCUGAAAAUUAUCUUUCUAUUUCAUUUUAUAUAAGAAAAUGAAAAAAGAAUAUCCAAUAUUUAUGAUGUUAUAUGUUCAAAAUAAGUCUUAGAACACAUUUUUCCUUCCAUAUGCUAACGACAAAAACAGAAAUAUAAGCAAAAAAACUAUACAAAUUUUAGGCCCAUGCAAAUGUUUCUUAAGCAUGUGCUCAAACUUGGGCCUGGUUGUAGGUCGCAUGUCCUGUUUAUUUCUUGGUUUAUUUAGAUUCAGAGUGGGUUAAGUUUUGCUUGACUUUUGUAUCAAUUCUUCCGCUCUUCCGCCUUGUUCAGUGUGUCCCUUUGGUCAAAAGUUUAGAGAAUGAUUAGGUUGUGUUUUUUGGGUUCGUCUUCUAAAUGCUAAAUCUUUGCGGAGUCAUCUUAAAUCCUUUCUUUUUGUUGCUCGGUGAGCUAUUGAGGUUUGGGUUUCUAGCUAUGCUGUGGUUUUGAUCAUUAAAUUUUUUCUUGCGAGGAGUGGCCAGUCUUCUGUUUGAAGGUGGCAGAAUAUGGAAUGCGAGUGUCUGCGUGUAAGAGUUGCUGGUCCUAGUCGGCGUUUUUCCGCCACAGAUUAAGGGUUCCCCUUGAACCUUGUUUUAUUGUUUAUUUGAUCCAUUGGUGAUCUAUUUCAGGUGUGGCUCCUCCACCUUGCUUCUAGUUCACUACAAGAAAAGAAGGUCUUUUCUGACGGACUUUCAGUCCUAUUUUUUCGGUCAAAAAUUUAUGAUAAAUUUCCAACAGAUAUUUAAAUUGGUUGGAAACUAUGACAAAAAUGAAUUGGAAAGAAGAUGGUAUGAAAUUUUCUACCGUUUUCAGACGACAAAAUCAUAAAAAAAAAGUCAUUGGAAAUCUGUCAAAAAUUUCUAACGGAAUGAAGUGGUUGGAAAAUCAUCAAAAACUUCCAACAGAUUGACCAAAUUUUGAAACCCUAAACCCUGAACAUGAUUUUAAACCCUAAACUCUAAUUAACUUAAUAUUACAUCUCAGAAUAUCAAGGUUAAACUCAAAUCUUAAACUUAUACUUUAAACCCUAUACUGCAAACACCAAAACCCAUAUCUAAAAUUUAAAGUCAAAAUUUUAUUAUUUUGAAAAUUUAACUUCAAAUCAUAAAUCUAAACCAAAAUAUUAUAUUCCAAACCCUAAGAUUUUGGAAAUUUACGGUCAAAAAAUUUCAACCACUACCGUAAAAAUUUCCGACCAACUAGAACUGACCGUCAAAUCCGUCAGAAAACUGGUUUCUGAUGAAUUUGACGUCUGAAAUGACUUAUUUUCUUGUAGUGGUCGUUUCCUGGUUUUGUGUGUUUCGGCGUUGCUGGUUCUAGUGGAGCUCGUGGGUUUGAUUCUCUUCUUGUUUUUCAGGCGGAGUUGUGAUUUGAGAGUUUUCGGGUGCUCUUGUUCGUUAGUUUAGCUUCAACCCUCCUGCUAUCAGUGGUUAUAGCGUGGAAGCGUCUUGUUGCAGGUGUUUAAUUAUGGUUUGAGCUUGGAUUGAUUUAAGUCUGUCUUAUCCCCCAUCCUUAUUAAGGUACUCUUUGUUGUUGUUGGGUUUCCUUUCUCUAGGGCAUAGUCUCUCUAUUUGAGCUGUAGACAGUGGUACUUAACCGGUUUCGAUAACGGUUUUAGUAGCCAUUUUAGUAUUCCAAAUAUUGUAACCUUUUACCUCAUAUAGUAGUAAUAACACCAGAUGACAGAAAAAAUGUUACGCCUGACAUUCUUAAAAUAUUCUUACGGUUUAAUAUUUAAUAUUUAAUAUCUCCUAUAUAUUAAUUAAAAAUCAUUUAAAAAGUUGUAAUCUUAAAUUUGUACUAAUUAAAAAAACACAUAUUUAAGUGUCGUUUAAUUAGAAUAUCAAUUUAGCUUACGUGACAACUUAAGAAUCAAUUGAAAUUUUUUUGGUCCAAAUCCAAUUACUAGGAAACAUUAUUAACUCAAAAUAUAAGAAGCAUGUAUUUUUUCCUUAAAUAAAAACUACGGAAUUACCUAAUAUGAUUAACAUACUAGUGGUAUGUCCGCGCUUCGCGCGGGAUGUAUUAUAUUCGGUUAAAUAUAAGUUAUGUUUGUAUAUACUUACUGGUUUAUUUAUUUUAUAAAUUUAUUGUUUAUUUUAAAAAAAAUUCUACUAUAUAUACUAUUUAUCAUUAAGUAUAGUUUUUUUUUUCUUUUUAGAUAUGUGCUGAAUUGGUCUCAAACAGUUGAAACUAUGCAAGAAUGUUCAAUUUUCGGUUCAGUUCCAUUUUGUUUUUCUCGGUCUUUUGUUUUUUUAGGUUCAAGAAAUAUAUGAACCAUUCAAUUAUUUAUGAAACUUUCUUUAGUUUUGGUUUGGUUAUUUUGGUCUUUGGUUUAGUUCGGGUACCAAUCGUAAGAACCAACUAAUAUCCAAUAAGCUUUUAUUCCAAUUCAGUUCUGGUUUUGGUUAAUUUUGGAUAAUUCAGGUAAAAUCAGAUCUUUUCAGUUUUGGGAUUUAAUAUCGGAUAAUCCAGAUAAAUUUUAAUAUUGAAACAAAAACUAUUUGGAUAAUUCUAAUAUUUCGGUAAUUCAAAUAAUUUUAAAUAUUUUGGAUAAAUAAAUAUUUGGGUAUUUCAUAUUUUAGCAAUAUAAGUUUUUGGUAAUUUUAAAACUCAAUAUAAUUUAUAUUUUAAGUACUCAUCCGGUUCUUUGUUCGGUUGCAACACGGUUUUUCAGUUUCAGAAAUAUAUGAACUGCUCGGUUAUUUGGGAAAUAUUUCAGUUUCAGAUUCAUUUUUUGUCGGCUUCGAUUCAGAUUUUUUCUUCCUAAUUAAUAUGUUGAGGCAUAGUUGAAACCAUAGUGAUACGCAUGUUUAGUUGAAAUCAUAGUGAUACGCAUGUUUUGUUAUUUUUUGUUUGCACAUUUUUUAUUGUAUUUAUUUGUUGCACGUGUUCAGUGGUGGCACAUGUUAUUUUAUUUCAAACUUUCGGGUAUUUGGUUUAUAAAUAAUAUUUGAAUUUUAUGGUAAUUUUAUAACUAAAUAGAAUGCCUAUUAUAAGUUCUUAUUUUGUUCUAUGAUACGAUUUUCGAUUUUUCAGCUUCAAAAAUAUAUAAACCGCUCAAUUGUUUGUGAAUUUCUGUUUAGUUUUAGACUGUCUUUUUUUAUUGCCUUCAAUUCGGUUUUCGGUUCUUAAUUUAUAUGCACGCAUAGUUGAAACGUAAGUGGUGUCACAUGUUUUCUUAUUUUUUGUUUGCACAUUUUUUAUUGUAAUUUUUUAUUUGUUAUGUAAUAUUGUUAUGGAAAUUAUGUGUUGAGAUGCACGAAACUUAACCUUCAUUGUAAAUAUUUUUUGAGCAAUUUUGUGUUUGUUUUUCUUUUUGUGUUGUGUCAUCAUUUUGAGAUAAUGUUAUAUUAUGAUAUCUGGGAAGUCGUGUUAUGGAAAGAAUUUUAUGGGAUUGAUGUUAUUGCAUAUGAUACUUCAUACUUACCAUGGUCCAUGAACCGCGAUUCACCAGAGAGCCUCGUGAAAUUAUCAACCAUCCAUCUCACCUUCUUUGUGUUUACCUUUCAUCUACCAAGAGCAUGUCACACCCAUGAGUUCACUUUCUUUCUUUGCAUUCCAACCCUCCCAACAUGAGCAAUCGCACCUCGAUUGGUUUAGGACAACAUUCGGCUUUCAAUUCAGUUAGAAGUAGGUCACUGUGUCCAUUGAAUAUAGCUGAACUGCAGAGAGAGGAUGUGGAUUUUUUUUUUUGAUAAGAAGAGAGAAUGCGAAAUGAUUUGAUGGGAUUAUUGAUUGUUAUUGAAUCCAACUAUGGUAUUUAUAGUUAUAGGUGUAGUUUUCAGACGUUUCCAUGGUGGUGUGAGUGAACUAAUGAAUGCGAGAGAGUGGAGGUAGUGAUGAGAACGACAUUAAUGAGAUCAUUAUUGUGGUUGACUGAAUUCAGGGGGAGGGCGUUAUGUAAACCAACAGUUUUUGUUGGCUAAUUUGUUCCGACCAUACUUGAUCGAAGAAGAAAGACUUUUGGACCGAAAUUCUGAAAUAAUGAUAGGCCCAAACAAAUAAAUCAAAUGCAACAUGAGACUUUCGUAAGUAAACAACCCAUUUUUCAGAAACAAAGAAUGAAAAAAUAACGCCACGUGUCACAUUUUGGAAUAGCCUUCGCUGAGGUGGCGCAUUGUGGAGCCUUUCUAGUCAACUUUAUUAGUAUAGAUAUAUAGAAAUUAAUGAUUAUAAAUAAUAAAGAUUUGAUAACAAUUUUUGUAUCCUUCUUCAUUUUUGUUUAAAAUCCCUAACAAAAAAGGUGUCAUCCGAUAUGAAAUUCUGAAUGUGCUUGAAGUUAACUAAAAGAUCAACAUUAUUGUAACAUUUUAUAUUAUUAAAAAAUUAAACAGUCACAUUAACCAUAUAAUAAAAAAUCUAAUUUUUUAUUAUAUGUUGUAUUUUGAAAAUUUUAAAUGACUUUAAAUUACAAAAAUGAGGAAACCUUAUAUGUUAUAUUUUUUUAUAUGUUAUAUUUUUUCUUAUAUGUUAUAUUUUUUCUUAUAUUUUAUAUUUUGAAUUUUUUAAAACGACUUUAAAUUACAAAAAUGUAAAUUUUCCUUAAGCAUAUGAUUAAAAAUAUUAAAAUAACAUGUAUCAAUUCGAUGAUUGAUCUGGAACCUUUCAAAACUAUAUGAAAGAUAAAUGUUAAAAUAAUUUAACUGUGAAACAUUACUGUUCACAUUUUUCAAGAAUGUGUUCGGGGGAAAAAAUAAGGUUUUUGUAUCAUAAAUUGUUUAAUGUCUAAUAUGAUCAAUCCAUGAUAUAUUAAAUAUAGUUAGUUCCAUAAUUUUUAAGCCCGGUACAUCAAAAAGAAAUUAUAUAAUAACAAGAAAAAUAUUGUAUAU